Caenorhabditis briggsae is the source of this 1551-nucleotide messenger RNA. Lineage: Eukaryota; Metazoa; Nematoda; Chromadorea; Rhabditida; Rhabditidae. The coding region runs from base 1 to 1551 and encodes 516 amino acids. The transcript is spliced from 7 exons. The record is from RefSeq and is a predicted model, not a curated record.
AUGACGUCUCAAGAAGGUGGCUCCUAUCUCCAGGGCUCCUGCUCGAUUUGCUUCGAGGACUUGCGACAAACCGACAAGAUAUCCGCCAUCGUCUGUGGUCACAUUUACCAUCACGGAUGUAUUUCACAGUGGAUGGCAGCCAAGAAACAAUGCCCGAGUUGUAGGCGGUCAGUGCCGAAAAAUGGGUUUGUGGAGAAGCUCUUUUUCGAUGUACAACGCAUGGGUGGAGAAGUGGAGAAGCCAGCAGAAAUAGAUUAUAGAGAAGAGCACUAUAAAAUAUCAACAACCCUGAAAGUGGAAAAAGAGAAGGCUGAAAAACUGGAUGCGGAGAAUAAAGUGUUGAAGAAUGAAGUCAAGUCACUGGAGAAAAAAGUUCUAAAAGAGAAGGACAAGUAUCGGAUGGAAGUUCCGCGAUUACAGGCGACAAUAAAUCAUUUGCAAAUUUCUUCCGAAGAGACUGAAGCGUUGAGACUAGCAGUGGCCGAUGCUAGAAGUAAAGUUAGAGCCUGUGAAUUUUAUAAAAUCCUCAUGACUCAUAGCGAUAACGCAGAAAAACAACUCGGCGAGUAUCUGCGAAAAGGUGGAAAUCUGGAUACGGAGAAGUUUUUUCAACUUCAGAAAGCACAAAUCAAAGAUCUAACCGAAAAGCGUCGAGAAGCGGCGAAAGAAAUUGAGAACUUGAGACUCGAGAACCAAUCGUUGAAACGGAAGGCUCAAGAGGAUGCGGUGACUAGACAGACACUCAAAAAAUCAGUUUUGGAGCUUCGAGAACGUGCCAACGUGGAGACUCCGAUCAAUAACAAGAGACUUCGAGAAGUUCUAGAAGAGGUGACACCAUUGGCUGCAAAGCGGAAAUCAUUGGGUUUUGAUGAUUCGAGUCAGCUGAUGGGUGAAGAGUUGUCGUUUUUCAAACAACAGCAACAAGAAAACCAAACACCACCUGCCCCAGCAGCUUCGAAACCCUCUACUUCCGCAAUGGCUCCAUUCAGUUUUGAUGACGACGAUGACGAUGACGAAUACUUCAGAACCCCAAAACUAACGGAGAGAAAGAAGAAAGUGAUUAUUCCAAAACUGAGCAAUGAUGACUCCUUCAAAUUUGACAUUCCUGUGCCCCCAAAUAUUAUAAAUCGCAUCCCACCGAAGCUUCCAACUAAGGUGCUACCUAAGGUUCCAAUUAAGGCUCCAGCUAAGGUAGUCAUCCCCCGAAAAGAUGAUAAACAAAGAAUAGAGCCUACAUUCUCUUCUUCUAAAACUGCUGAUGACUCCUUCGAAUUCGAUCUCCCUCUUCCUAGUUCUCUAACCACCAGGAUCUCAACAAAAUCAAUUGGAAACAACAACUCGUCUAGUCAAAAAUCUACUAAUGUGCCAACAAAACCCCCUCCAACACUGAAACGCCACCAAAGUUUCGAUAUUCUGAUGGAUCUUCCACCUAAACGAGUGCCAGCGCCUCCCGUAAAGACGUCUCGGAUUUCUAGUUUCUUUAAAAGAACAACGUCUUCUGGAGCAACUGGUUCCGAAGGAUCGAAAAAGGAAUAUGUCACUAUUGAUUGA